Messenger RNA from Nasonia vitripennis (jewel wasp), 1864 nucleotides. Its product is annotated as serine-rich adhesin for platelets-like. The transcript is spliced from 2 exons. The record is from RefSeq and is a predicted model, not a curated record. Bases 674 to 1864 code for a protein of 396 amino acids. Lineage: Eukaryota; Metazoa; Arthropoda; Insecta; Hymenoptera; Pteromalidae.
UGUGGCAAACGCGCAGGUAUACACAUUUCCUCGACCGCGUGCUUACAUACGGAGAUAAUCUUUUUCAUAGCACAAUAGAUCUCAUACGAGUAUCUGUCGGACUUCUUGCCCGACACGCGCGCAGGUAUACAUAUUUCCACAUGCUUACCUGGACGUGCGUAUACACAUCUGACCCAUCCCCUUCUCGCUCAGGUAUACAUAUUUUCCCGACCGCUUGCUAGCCUACGCGCAAGUAUACACAUCUGGCUGAUUGCUUGCAGAUUAGCAGAUAGAUUAUCUGCCAAGUUAAUAUGUGCGUGUGUGCGUUUCAAGAACUAGGAUUUUGAAUUUUCACACAGAUAAGUCGGAUACAUGCUGAAGACUCUCGCAUGAAAAUUUAAGAUAUGGACAGUCAACAAUGACCGCUCUCUCUCUCUCUCUCUCUCUCUCUCUCUCUCUCUCUCUCUCUCUCUCUCUCUCUCUCUCUCUCUCCAAGAACGCGUAGGCGUGUACUCGAGUGAUUGAGGGAUGGUCAAAUUUUGCUGAGAGGGAGGAGAUUUUGAAAAUUCCGGUGGGAAGUGUCUAAGGGAGGUUCUAUGAGAAGAAAGUGGACAUUUUUCGCCAAUCGAAGGACUUUCGGCAAUUGAAGUGGAAAGGGAAGCUUCGCUGUUCACCGUAUUUAAGGACCUGGUGCAUGCUUCGUCAGUCAGUUCACUCUUCGUUUUCAUGUUCAUUCUUCAAUUCAAAGUGUGAGAAGAUGGAAGGUAUCAACGACAGCAUGAAGGCAGCUUUUGAGAAGGUCAACGGCUAUAGAACAAUUGUCCAUCUCUUUAAUGUGGCGUGGCAGUUGAUGUCCUGGACAUCGAAUGGAAUUAAUGAUGAUUCCAUUUUGAGAAAGUCUCUACCAGCCGAGUUAACUGCUGCGAUGAAGCAGCUGAAUGAGGGUGUGCUCACCUCACCAGAGUCGCAACAACAGCAGCAACUUCCGUCAAUUGGUGUGAUGCAGCAGAUGUUUAAAAGCAUAUCAUCCUUAUCAGAGAUGCACCAUCAGCAGCAGCUUCCACAGGAGCAAAACUCACAGCAACAAGCAACAGUCGCAGCAGAAGUCGCAUCCGCAGCAAAAGCCAUAACCGCAGCCAAAGCCAAAGCCAGAACCUCAGCAGAAGCGAAAGCAGCAGUCGCAGCCAAAGCCGCAGCAGAAGCCAAAGCAGCAGUCGCAGCCAAAGCCGCAGCAGAAGCCAAAGCAGCAGUCGCAGCCAAAGCCACAGCAGAAGCCAAAGCAUCAGAAGCCGCAACCACAGCAGAAGCCAAAGCAGCAGAAGCCGCAUCCGCAGCCAAAGUCGCAGCCACAGCACCAGCUAGGAAGCCACUCAGGGACCCUCGCUCUCCGCCGGCAGCCAAAAGUGAUCGCCCUUCUACGUCUGCGAAAACCGAACGUUCGUCCUUAUCAAGCGAUCGCAAUCGCUCGUCUUCGAAAAGCGAUCGCAAUCACUCGUCAUCAAAAAGCGAUCGCCAUCACUCGUCAUCAAAAAAAAGCGAUCGCCAUCGGUCAUCUUCGAGAAACGAGCGCCAUCGCUCAUCUUCGAGAAACGACCGCACUUCUGUACCAAGCGAUCACCACACAAGUACGGCAAGCACGAGGGCUGAUUCCCAAGCGUUGAAUACAUAUGUUUGCGCUGUUGAGCAUUUACAGCCUCCUCUACGAUCCGUAAUAGCAUCCAAGGGGAUUAGGCUAUCACAAUCUUCAAGGGCGAGAUCAAGCUCGAGUACAGGCUCAAGCUCGAGUUCAGGCUCAAGCUCGAGUUCUGUCUCGAGCACCAGCUCGGGAUCCAAGUCGGGAUGUGGCUCUAACAAAAGUUCAAGAAAGAGGAAAUAUGAUGGUUAG